AUUACCUUCCUCUUGCAGUCUUCUCUCCUCGUCCUCUUGCAGCUGCUUCGCCUUCUGAGCUUUGUUCAGCUUACGUCCCUUUUUAGGUGAGUUGAGUUAAAAACAUUAUAAAUCAGUGUUUAACAUGAACAGCUCACUGGGCAUGGGUGCACUGCUUAGGAGAAGAUGGAUACAUUGUGCUCUUUGAACCUACAGUAGAGGGUGGGUGGUAUAUUCUGUGCCUGGCUGCAUAUAUCUUAACGUGGUUAUUAUAAGAACACUGAGAGAAUGUGCUGGCUGCCUUUUGCUCAUACCUUUUUCUUGGGCGGCUUUCAUUCAUAGGAGAAAACAAAGAGAUAAAGUUACAGAAGGUUUAAAUGUACACGAAUUAAAGACACAAAGGAAGAAAGAAAUAGCCAGAAAAUAGUAAGAAAAGAAAGAGCAUUAAACUAAAGGUUCUUCCUGCUAACUUGACAGCUAUAAUGGUAAAUAGCAGUAACGUUGUUGUAUUCUCCAUUUAAGUUAACGCUACUAGCUUUUUUUUGCCGUACCUAUUUUUUUAAACUAUUAACUAGUUAGCGUUAAAUACUGCCUUAAACACUUCAAGUAUGAUAAGGUUUAACGCCAAAUAGAGUUAGUUUAUUAGUAAAAGAAAUGGUAAAAACUCACCAUGCUGAAAAAGAAAAAAACUCUCCAGCGUCUAAGUCACCAUGGAAACGUUCACGCAUGCGUACCUGACUGUUUUAUUUGCGACGUAAAGAAACGACAUACGGCUGUAUGUGUAACCAGGAGCUGCCAGCUGCAGACGAAGAAAGGACAAAGUGGCAAAGGAGACCUGUCUUCUUUUUCGUCCCGUUUGAGUGACUCCACCUAACGAAGCUACACAUAAGUGAGCGGUGACACUGUUUUCUGACAUGGCCAACCCUUUACGGGGUGAGGUUAUUAGGCUUUAUAAAAAUCUGCUGUAUCUUGGCCGUGAGUACCCAAAGGGAUCAGCUUAUUUCAGAGAUCGUCUGAAGUCAGCCUUCAUGAAGAAUAAAGAUGUAACAGAUCCUGACAAGAUCAAAAUGCUUGUGGCUCGUGGAGACUUUGUCAUCAAGGAACUGGAGGCUCUUUAUUUCCUCAGAAAAUACCGAGCAAUGAAAAAGAGGUACUAUGAACCUGAAGAAUAAUUACGCACAUAGACCGCACCAAAAUGUUUCUAAUAAGGGCAAAUCAUUUUUUUGGGACAGGGAGUCAAAGUACAGUCCAAAAUAGUGCCGGACAUAGUUAUCAGAUUAUGCAACAGUGUUUAAUUUUCACACAUUACAGCCUAACAAGGAGAAAAGAAGAUCCAUCUGUAAGGAGUGCCAAAAAAAAUUGACAAUGGGAUAAUUGUUAAAGAAUGCAAUUUGUAUUUUUAUACACAAGUUGUACCAUGGUGCUAGUGUUUUAAAUAUUUAAAACUCUGUCUGUUAAUAUCAUGGGGUUUUCUUCAGAACAGUUAGGCCCAGUUUGCCUCUCUGGCACAUUGUUGGUCCAGCCAGACACAGCAUUUCUUCAGGUCAAUUAAUUUAAUGAACCAUUUUGAAAUGAGUGCUCAGAUCAUGUAAGUCGUCUGAGUUCAGUAGUUAGUACAGAAGUACAUGUCCACCUAGUGUGUAAUAAACUGCUGAAGCCUGUACUUUAUAUGAGACUGACUGAAUCAAAUUGUACAAUGAAAUGUCAGAGCUGUGGGAUGUAUUGUAUAAUGUAUAUAUUUGUAAAUACAUGGUCACAUUUCUUGAGUGAAUGUAAAUGACUAUGUAUCAAUGCACUAUGUCCAGUGUAAUAAUAAAUACAACAAAA
This is a messenger RNA of Scomber scombrus (Atlantic mackerel), 1806 nucleotides long. It is a transcript of the gene lyrm5a, whose product is annotated as LYR motif containing 5a. NCBI's taxonomy places the organism in Eukaryota, Metazoa, Chordata, Actinopteri, Scombriformes, Scombridae. Gene Ontology annotation, biological process: respiratory electron transport chain. The transcript is spliced from 3 exons. Gene Ontology annotation, cellular component: mitochondrion. The coding region runs from base 894 to 1151 and encodes 85 amino acids. The record is from RefSeq and is a predicted model, not a curated record.